Molecule: messenger RNA, 1190 nt
Organism: Onthophagus taurus
Lineage: Eukaryota; Metazoa; Arthropoda; Insecta; Coleoptera; Scarabaeidae
Source: RefSeq, a predicted model, not a curated record
AGAUAAGAAUUCAAUAGACUGUAUCAAACAUCAUUCGUAUUGAUUCAUUAGUUACAUCCUGUAGUAUUUUUAUUAAUAAAUAAGAAAGAAUUUGUUGCAAUAAUGUGGAAAAUAUUAAUAUUUAACGUUUUAUUUUGUGCGGUAAAUUGUGAUUUGGAUUGUACUAAAUAUCAAGUACACACCGAUUUCGGCCCUGAAGAUUGUGAUAAUGAAGCUGAUUUUUAUUAUAAUCCAACAAUGUAUAGUGAUUGUAUACCAGGGUGUGAAAAAGUAUUAAUAAAUGUUGGUUUACCUCACGACUGUUCAUUAAUGCCUUGUCCUCCUGCUUAUGAUUGCAAGGAAAAACAGUGCGUACUUGAUGAGGACUCUUGUUUUAAGUAUGUCUACAAAACAGGAGACUAUGAGAACGCUAGAUUUCAACCAAAAUGUUUAGUAGAUGGAACAUGGGCACCUAAACAAUGUAAAGGAGAUAGAUGUUUUUGUUACGGACCUAAAGGAAAUCGGAUUUUUGGGGAUGCAUUUCUUAAUCAAGCUUCAAAUAUGACUUGCGCUUGUAGUCGUAAAAGAGCUGAAAUGGAGGAAGCAAAACAAUAUUUUUUCGUAAGUUUACAUUGUGAUAGCAUGGGAAAUUACGAACCACUUCAAUGUCAAGACGGAAAUUGUUGGUGUGUUGAACCAAAAACGGGGGAAUUAACAGCACCGGUUGUACCGGAAUUAAUGAUGUCACAAUUACCAUGCUAUGAUAGUGAAUCGGUUGGUUCUCAAUAUUUCCGGCAAUGUGAAAGUCAGAUUUACGCUCAAGCGAAAAUAAAAGAUGAAUACAACGCGCAUGGAACAAUAAAAAUAAAUUUUGGUAACUUGAAAUGUCUUUAUGAUGGGAAUUUUGGACCGUAUAAAACAGAAGAGGGACAAACGAUGUGCGUGUGGAAAGAUAAUUCAAAAAUUGGAAGUUAUGCUGUCGCUGGGGAGAAUCCCACAUUAACUUGCAAUUGUGCGAGAGAUGUAAAAAUUUUUGAAUUACUUGGAAAACAACUUAUGCAAGCUUGUUCUCCUGACGGAAGCUAUUCUCCCGUUCAAAAAGAUGGGGAUGAAUAUUAUUGUGUUGAUACUGAUGGGUAUAGAAAGAACGAUCCGCGAGAAAAACCGUUUGAUGAAGAAGAGUGUCGAGUUAUGAUAUAAAGAUACUAUUC